Aspergillus steynii IBT 23096 is the source of this 565-nucleotide messenger RNA. RefSeq names its product MAPEG family protein. The transcript has a single exon. Bases 19 to 507 code for a protein of 162 amino acids. NCBI's taxonomy places the organism in Eukaryota, Fungi, Ascomycota, Eurotiomycetes, Eurotiales, Aspergillaceae. The record is from RefSeq and is a predicted model, not a curated record. Gene Ontology annotation, cellular component: membrane.
AUCCUCAACCAAAUCAAAAUGAUCCUCACAGCCCUCGGCCUCAGCGCCACCCCCACCGCAGUCCCCAACUACGCGCCCUACGCCCUAAUCUUCAACUUCGUCUGGGCCUACGGGCUUCUCUCCUCCCGCACGCUCAAACAAUACUACGGCAUCGACCACAACGUAUCUCCGCGCCAGGACCUAACAAAAUACGGCGCGGCGGCAGUCUCAUCCGGAAAGAUCACGCAGCGACAACUAGACCGACUACACCGGAACGAGGCGGCGCAUGCCAACGCCGUGGAGAACUAUACGCUGCUCGUCGGGGUCGUGAGCAUGGCGAGCUGGGCGGGUGUCGAUAACGUCGUGAUCAAUCGCAGCGUCGCGGUCUAUACGCUGGCGAGGCUGGCGCAUGCGGCGGUGUAUAUCGGGAUUGAGCGGCCGGGGUGGAGUCAGUUGAGGGGGAUCUGCUGGUGGGUUGGGAAUUUGAGCUGCUUGUCGUUGCUGUGGAGGAGCUUUCCGCAGUUGUAGUCAAGAAACAAAGGCACUAUAAUUUAUAAUCUAAGUGAAGUCGGUCGAUAAAAGUAUU